CAUGCCGUAAUAAAACAUUUUUUGUGUAAAAUAUACUGUUACUGUUUAAGAAAAUAAAUGUAUCAUGAGUGAUAUUGAAGAUCCAGUGGAGCAGAUGCUGAAACGAACAGGUUGUAUCAACCUUCAUUAUAAAGUACAGGAGUGCAUUGCUGAAACCGGCGACUGGCGCAAGUGUCAGGCAGUAGUGAAAGAGUUCAAAACUUGCAUGCAAGACUACACGGAAAGACAACGGCAGAAAUACGAAAAGUAAUGCUAGCCAAAUGAAUUUCCUUAGA
This is a messenger RNA of Topomyia yanbarensis, 275 nucleotides long. Its product is annotated as cytochrome c oxidase assembly factor 4 homolog, mitochondrial. Gene Ontology annotation, biological process: mitochondrial respiratory chain complex IV assembly. The coding region runs from base 65 to 250 and encodes 61 amino acids. The record is from RefSeq and is a predicted model, not a curated record. Gene Ontology annotation, cellular component: mitochondrial intermembrane space. The transcript is spliced from 2 exons. NCBI's taxonomy places the organism in Eukaryota, Metazoa, Arthropoda, Insecta, Diptera, Culicidae.